AUGACAAGUAAUUCUCAUAUUUUUACUAGCUUUCGAUCUCAUAAAGGACCUUAUCCUGUUAUUAUAGCUGAUGGAUCAACCUAUAAUGUUGAGGGUUCUGGGAAUGUUAAACCUACUCGUUCUAUUACUCUAACAUCUGUGCUAAGUCUACCUAAUCUUGCCUUUAAUUUAAUCUCUGUGAAUAAACUUACCAAAGACAUAAGUUGUUGUGUUUCCUUUUUUCCUGAUUAUUGUCUCAUUCAAGAUCUUGUGACGAAGCAGAUUAUUGGUAGAGGCCAUGUAUCUGGAGUCUCUACAUUUUGGAUGCAUGGGUUAAUAGGGAAAAUUCCACAAUGGCUUGGAGAUGCUUUUCCAUGUCUUAAAAUUCUUAGCUUGAGGUCCAAUGCAUUUUCAGGAGAAGUUCCUUCUGGACUUUUCAAUUUGAGUUCUUUUGAAGUCCUGGACCUAGCAGAAAAUCAGCUGAGAGGAAGCAUUUCUACAAGAGUGAGUAAUCUUAAGGGCUUGACUGAAGAACGACGCAUUAGGCAGGAUUUAUCGUAUGGGUGGGUGGCCGGUGUCUAUUACGAAGAAAGUCUGGUUGUAAAUUCAAAAGGUCAGUCUUUAAAGUACACAAGGACUCUUUCCUUUUUGACUUGCAUAGACAUUUCAGGAAACCAUUUACAUGGAGACCUGCCACAUGAAGUCACAGAAUUGUCUGGAUUGGUGGUGUUAAACUUGUCAAGGAAUCACAUUAGUGGUCAAAUUCCAGAAACUAUUUCAGAAUUGCAUCAGUUGGCAUCACUUGAUCUAUCAAGCAAUAUGUUUUUUGGUCCAAUUCCUCCAAGCAUGAUCUCAAUGUCUUUUCUAGCGUACUUGAAUUUCUCAUGCAACAAUUUGUCAGGGAAAAUUCCUUAUGCAGGUCAAAUGGCAACUUUUGAGGCAAAUUCUUUUGCUGGAAAUCCUGGACUUUGUGGUGCUCCUCUUGUUGUCAGGUGUUCUGGUUCUGAUACAAUUAAUAAAGAGAUGGGAAAUGCCUAUGUUUACACUAAUGACAGGUGGCCUUACCUUGCCAUUGGAUUAGGAUAUGCAGCUGGCCUGCUGAUUCCUUAUCUGCUUAUGGCAGCCAAAAGAUCAUGGAGCUUUGUGUACUUUGCUUUUGUGGAUAAAACUGUGGAUGCAUUGUUAUAUUUGGCUUGCAAAAGAACACCUUGUUUUGGGAACCAUUGUGAUAAUCUUCACUAG
Messenger RNA from Manihot esculenta (cassava), 1221 nucleotides. Its product is annotated as receptor-like protein EIX2. The coding region runs from base 1 to 1221 and encodes 406 amino acids. The transcript is spliced from 2 exons. Lineage: Eukaryota; Viridiplantae; Streptophyta; Magnoliopsida; Malpighiales; Euphorbiaceae. Gene Ontology annotation, molecular function: protein binding. The record is from RefSeq and is a predicted model, not a curated record.